Molecule: messenger RNA, 1732 nt
Organism: Gossypium raimondii (Peruvian cotton)
Lineage: Eukaryota; Viridiplantae; Streptophyta; Magnoliopsida; Malvales; Malvaceae
Product: protein DETOXIFICATION 35
Exons: 7
Coding region: 168-1643 (491 amino acids)
Biological process (GO): xenobiotic detoxification by transmembrane export across the plasma membrane
Cellular component (GO): membrane
Molecular function (GO): xenobiotic transmembrane transporter activity; antiporter activity
Source: RefSeq, a predicted model, not a curated record
UUGAGAGCGGAGAGUUGGGGAGUUGGAGAGCUUAGUGUUAGUAGUAAUUUGUAGUAACAAACCAAGCCAAAGGGGACGAAAGACUUGGCCUGAGAAGCGGGCGUUCUCCUCAUCAUACUCGAAACCAUCACCCGCUGCAGCACCACCACACCGGUCUCCUACCUGAAAUGGAGGCGACGCCACUGCUAAUCACGGCGCCAACGUUGUUGGAGAACGGAGACUAUGCGCCGGCGAGGAGCUUCCAGGAAGUUAAGUCGGUGUUUUGGAUAGAGACGGUGAAGAUGUGGAAGAUUGCAGCUCCUAUUGCUUUUCAAAUAAUUUGUCAAUACGGGACCAAUUCUUUUACCAAUAUAUUCGUCGGCCAUAUCGGCAACGUUGAACUCUCCGCCGUCACCCUUUCUCUCACCGUCAUCGGAACUUUCUCUUUCGGCUUCAUGCUUGGCAUGGGGAGUGCACUUGAGACACUUUGCGGCCAAGCUUUCGGUGCUGGACAACUACACUUGCUUGGCGUUUAUAUGCAAAGGUCCUGGAUUAUCUUGCUGGCUUCCUGUUUCAUUAUCUUGCCGUUUUACAUUUUCGCCACCCCAAUUCUUAAAUUUCUCGGCCAAGAAGAAGACAUCGCCGAAUUAGCUGGGAAGUUCACUAUACUUACAAUCCCACAAUUGUUUUCACUCGCCAUUAACUUCCCAACUGGGAAGUUCCUUCAAGCUCAAAGCAAGGUUAACGUGCUGGCAUGGAUUGGGUUUCUGGCUUUGCUUCUCCACAUUGGGCUUCUGUGGUUGUUCAUUGAUGUGUUUGGUUGGGGUACAACUGGUGCAGCCAUAGCAUUCGACAUCACCAACUGGGAGAUCACUUUAGCUCAAGUGGCUUAUGUUAUCUUCUGGUGCGACGAGGUGUGGCAUGGGUUUUCAUGGCUGGCGUUCAAGGAGAUAUGGGCCUUUGUUAGACUCUCCAUUGCCUCUGCUGUUAUGCUUUGCCUUGAAAUUUGGUACAUGAUGAGCAUGAUUCUUCUUGUCGGUCACCUUGACAAUGCAAUCAUUGCUGUCGGUUCCCUUUCCAUUUGCAUGAACUUGAACGGGUGGGAAGCUAUGUUGUUCAUUGGAAUAAAUGCUGCUAUGAGCGUUCGGGUUUCCAAUGAGCUAGGAUGGGGACACCCAAGAGCAGCCAAAUACUCGGUAUAUGUUACGGUGCUUCAGUCUCUCUUCAUCGGCCUUUUCUGCAUGGUUCUUCUUGUGAUAACCAGGGACCACUUUGCUGUCAUUUUCACUAGCAGCGAAGAAUUGCAACGAGCUGUCGCUCAUUUGGCAUACCUUCUUGGUGUAACCAUGGUUCUUAACAGUGUUCAACCUGUGAUAUCAGGUGUUGCUGUUGGAGGUGGAUGGCAGUCAUUGGUUGCUUAUAUUAACUUAGGUUGCUAUUACGCUUUUGGUCUUCCGCUCGGCUACCUACUUGGUUAUAUAGCUGACUUAGGAGUGAUGGGACUUUGGGGAGGUAUGAUAGCCGGGACGGCUUUGCAGACCUUGCUCCUGUUGAUUGUUCUAAGUAGAAUAAAUUGGAACAAGGAGGUGGAACAAACAACGGAACGCAUGAGGAAGUGGGGUGGCCAAGACACCAAUACCGACGGUAUGAAUAGUAGCGUUUAGAUCAGUUGUUAACCUGAAUUUUCGAUUUAUGUUGUUAUUAUAUAGAUUUUUACUUGCUCAUUUUUAAUAUGAAAAUUUCUUGAACCUUA